Messenger RNA from Oncorhynchus masou masou (cherry salmon), 2339 nucleotides. RefSeq names its product protein Tob1-like. The record is from RefSeq and is a predicted model, not a curated record. Gene Ontology annotation, molecular function: transcription corepressor activity. Gene Ontology annotation, biological process: regulation of gene expression. Gene Ontology annotation, cellular component: cytoplasm; nucleus. The transcript has 2 exons. Bases 410 to 1396 code for a protein of 328 amino acids. NCBI's taxonomy places the organism in Eukaryota, Metazoa, Chordata, Actinopteri, Salmoniformes, Salmonidae.
UUUAAAGCACAGUUGUAAAAAAAAACUUCCCGACGAAAUAAAAAUUGUCCCCCGCAUAACAUAAUUGGAAAAAUAUAUAGUCAUACAGCAGCAGGACAAUUUUGUUCAACAAGGAAGUAGCUAACCGUCUCCAUUUAGUUAGCUGAAAAGCGUAUUUGACAACGUUAUUUUUGUUUGCUACAGUAGCUAACUGACGUUAAGUCAUUCGUCAUCGAAGCUGUGCAGUGCAACGACCUGCUGUGAAUUUCUAUGUAAGUGUAACGUUGGAUACUUACAUGCUUAGGAACCUUAUCCUGUGGACGGAAGAAUAUCAUUUCAGCAACUACCACUUACUCUGUCCCUCUGUUUGGCCCAAACUGCUUAUCACUGCAACGCUCAGGAAUACCCACGUCAUAACCGGGAAGCAGCUAUGCAGCUUGAAAUUCAAGUAGCACUUAACUUUAUUAUUUCCUAUUUGUACAACAAACUCCCCAGACGGCGUGUGAACAUCUUCGGCGAGGAGCUCGAGAGGCAGCUGAAGAAGAAGUACGAUGGCCACUGGUACAUGGAUAAGCCAUACAAGGGCUCUGGGUACAGGUGCCUCCACGUAGGGGAGAAGGUGGACCCUGUGGUGGAGCAGGCAGCCAAGGAGAGCGGUCUGGACUUGGACGACGUCCAGGAUCAUCUCCCUCAGGACCUCAGUGUGUGGAUUGACCCCUUCGAGGUGUCCUACCAGCUUGGCGAGAAGGGGCCGGUCAAGGUGCUGUACGUGGAUGAUAACAAUGAGAACAACGGGUCCGAGUUGGACAAGGAGAUCAAGAACAGCUUCAACCCAGAGGCCCAGGUCUUCAUGCCCAUCAGUGACUCUAUUGGGACCUCUUCUGAGUCCAGCUCUCCUUCACCCCCUUUCGGGCAAUCUGCGGCCAUUAGCCCCUCGUUCAUGCCGCGCUCCACCUAUCCAAUAACCUUCACCACCGCCACCUUUGCCGCCACCAAGUUUGGCUCCACCAAGAUGAAGAUCUCCGGCCGCAACAACAACAAUGGUAACGGCAACAAGGUGGCCCGCACCUCCCCAACCAAUGACCUGGGGCUGAAUGUGAACACCCUAAUGAAGCAGAAAGCCGUUUCCACCUCUAUGUACUCUCUGUACGGCCUGGGCCAGCAGCAGAAUGCCUCUGCACUCUCUCCUAAUGCUAAGGAGUUUGUGUUCCCCAGCCUCCAGGGUCAGGGGAGCUCCGGUGGCAUGUUCCCCAGCGAGGGCUCUCUCAGCCUCAGCCCGCUGCAGUACAACAAUGCCUUUGACGUGUUUGCGGCCUACGGAGAUCUCAACGACAAUACCCUCAAUGAUGGGCUGAACUUCAACCUCAGCAACAUGCAGUAUUCCAAGCAGCAAUUCCAGUCGGUCAUGGCUAACUAAACCUGACACUAGGACUUGAACAUGUUAUUUCUUAAUGACGACGGUAGCUUGAAGGGAAGCAUUACGAAGAACUGGACUUUCAAGGAACCUCUUGAGGAGCUUUCUAUCUAGUUAGGGAAGCAGCAUGUGUCCAAGGGUGCUUUUUCUCUGCCCCAUUGAAUUUUUUUUUUUUACUAAAAGUUUGUUGUACGAACACGUCCAAGCUUGAUUACUUAAAUUCAACAUGCAUAGUUGUUUUUUUUUUUUUUUUUUUGUCAACCGAGCACAAAAUAUAUUUUUGUACUAUGUUUGAAAUACAAAAAAAUACUCCAUUAACAUGGAUAAAAAAUUAAAAAAAUACAAAAAAAUGUCUGUCCUCUUAGUGUUUUACAUGUGUUGGGACAUGGCAGAUUUGUAUGACUUUGCACUACUAAAUGGGGUUACUUGGUCUUUUUCUACUUGUAUAAUUUAAUUUAGUACAGAGUUUAAGAUAUCAGAGUAUAUAUUGUUUCUUUCACAUGGCAGUGCAUCUCUUUUUACUACUCCAGCGAUGGUUGCAGCAGCUUGUCAUUGUGUUUAUUUUAUUAGUAGUAUUUUUUUAAUUUUUAGGUAAAGAAUUGUCUUUAAAAUCCAUCCCGUAUUCUAAAGAUUGCGUACAGAGUUUUCCUUCGUGGUGGAAUUUCAUGUACAACAAGAGUUGUAUUUUCUCUUCAGAGUUGAAAGAUUUUGCUAUAUUAUGUACAAAAAAUGUAAAUUGUAUACAUUUUAAUUUUGUACCUACAUUGUGUAAUACUUGAUAAAAAAUACGCUAUAACAAAGUAUUUUUUUGUCUGUGUCUUAGAUGUCAAGAGGGACUGGAAUAGUUUUGUUUUGUAUUAAAAAUGCUUAAAUUAUGUUUCUUUUUACAUUUUUUAAAAAUAUUUGCACCCUGGUCUUUUUAAUACAUUAAACUACAGUCAAAACA